GGGCAUUCAUCUGGAGCCAGGAAGUGUGAUUUCGCAAUUGCGUGACGUAAACUUACCCACAAUCCUUUUCGCGCUUCCUACAGAGUUGAAAAUGGCGACGAGGGCACCAGCUGCCACCGGCAAGCUCCUGCAGGGCUUCCGAAAAUGGUACUACAAUGCCUGUGGUUUCAACAAAAUUGGUCUCAUGCGUGAUGACACCAUUCAUGAAGACAGCGACGUGAAAGAGGCCCUGCGCAGGUUACCAGAGAACUUGUUCAACGACAGAAUGUUCCGGAUCAAGCGGGCUCUGGACCUCUCCAUGAAGCAGACGGUUCUUCCCAAGGAGAUGUGGACGAAAUACGAGGAAGACCAUGCCUAUCUGGAGCCCUACCUAAAGGAGGUGAUUCGCGAGAGGAAGGAGAAAGAGGAGUGGAGUAAGAAGUAGACCCAUUAUGGGGGUUGAACAUGCGGCUGUAUGGUCUGGUCUUUGCUCUGUUGUAUUUAAAAAUUCAAGUGUUUUCUGUGGACGGUCUCUGUAAUUAUUAAAUCUCUUUUAACUGACA
Molecule: messenger RNA, 542 nt
Organism: Engraulis encrasicolus (European anchovy)
Lineage: Eukaryota; Metazoa; Chordata; Actinopteri; Clupeiformes; Engraulidae
Gene: uqcrb
Product: cytochrome b-c1 complex subunit 7
Exons: 4
Coding region: 92-424 (110 amino acids)
Biological process (GO): mitochondrial electron transport, ubiquinol to cytochrome c
Source: RefSeq, a predicted model, not a curated record